AUUUAGUUAGAUAGCUGUUACGCAAUAAAUACACACGGUAUUACUUUCAGUGCUUCACUCGUGCCGGGACCGAUUCAAAGACAAGCCUCAGCCUCAAGGAACUGAAAGCUAGUCCGAAAGCUAGUCCUGCUGUAGCAUGGAGGUCACAGGUGUAAAGCCGGGCUCGCUCAACCCAAACAAGCCCCCCGGCCCAAAGCUGGCGGUGGGAGAGCGGCUGAGCCCUUGCGGCAAGUUCGCAAUCAAUGGAGCAGGCCAGUGGCGUGAGCUUGCGGUGUCGGAACAGGUGGCUCAGACCCCCGAGUUUGGCGGCGUCGGGCCAGACGGCAAGCCCCUGGCCAACCCGCCCCGCUGAGCCAUGGCGCCAGAGCCUACGCGUCGGAGUAGUAGUCAGGAUGAGCGGCUGAGCAGCUGCGGCAGGAGAGGGAGGAGGGCUGGAAGCAUGGGGGUCCUGACUCUGUGUGGCAACUGGGCAGCGCCAUCGGCUGCUGGUCGGCUGCUGGUAGCAGAGCGUGCGGCGUAGGCCGGGGCUUCGAGCUAGGUGCGCCCCGUUGGUGGUCUUAUGCGCCGCAGCCACCGCAGGGAGACACAGAUUUGGCCAUGCGCAUAAUGUUGACGUCUGCGUGCGGGUGAGUGCACGUAUAUGUGGUCUGUCUGAAACCGCUUCGAGGCAGCCAACUUCGUAGGGGAGGAACGGGGGGGUGAGGAGCAUUGUCGUGUCGUCUCAGGGCCCUGUGGCUGUGUUGGGUUGGCUGGAGCACCCGCAGCCGUGCAGUCGCUAGCAUGAAACAGAGCUGCAAGCUUAGCCGUCCUGGCGGGCGCAGAGACUUCUCAGGUGCAUGCCUGUAAUCAAGUUACA
Chlamydomonas reinhardtii is the source of this 856-nucleotide messenger RNA. RefSeq lists its product as uncharacterized. NCBI's taxonomy places the organism in Eukaryota, Viridiplantae, Chlorophyta, Chlorophyceae, Chlamydomonadales, Chlamydomonadaceae. The record is from RefSeq and is a predicted model, not a curated record. The transcript is spliced from 3 exons. Bases 137 to 352 code for a protein of 71 amino acids.